Molecule: messenger RNA, 888 nt
Organism: Aspergillus vadensis CBS 113365
Lineage: Eukaryota; Fungi; Ascomycota; Eurotiomycetes; Eurotiales; Aspergillaceae
Product: hepatocellular carcinoma down-regulated mitochondrial carrier protein
Exons: 4
Coding region: 1-888 (295 amino acids)
Biological process (GO): mitochondrial L-ornithine transmembrane transport
Molecular function (GO): L-ornithine transmembrane transporter activity
Source: RefSeq, a predicted model, not a curated record
AUGUCAUCUGCUGAGGAACCGAGCGUAGCAUCGGUGUAUACUUCGAAAUGGAGAGAUACUGUCAAGGAUCUAGUCGCAGGAGCAGCGGGUGGUGUUGCGCAGGUGGUUAUAGACCUCGUCAAAGUUCGCCUCCAAACCCAGGGAGGCACAAACAACAAUGCUCUCUAUCUCACCCAGCAGAUCUGGAAACGCGAAGGCCCGUUAUCAUUCUACAAGGGCUCACUCGUCCCUUUACUGGGCGUCGGCGCCUGCGUAAGCAUCCAAUUCGGCGCCUUCCACUACUUCCGCCAGCUCAUUGAGCACCACAACAACCAAACGAGCCCAACCCUACCUACCACCCCCACCCUCCCUCAAUUCUACCUCGCGGGCUGCUUCGCCGGCCUAACCAACAGCCUCAUCUCCGGUCCGAUCGAACACAUCCGCAUCCGCCUACAGACCCAACCCCACGGCUCCCUCGCCCUGUACACCGGUCCUUUCGACUGCGCGCGCAAGAUAAUCUCCCAAGCGGGAAUCCUCCACGGGUUAUACCGGGGCCAAGUGGCAACCCUUAUCCGCGAAGGCCACGGCAUCGGAGUAUGGUUCGCGUCCUACGAGGGGUUCUUGGGCCUUGCGGCGCAGAGACAGGGCAAAAGGAGGGACGAGUUACCGAGUUGGCAGAUUGCCAUGUCUGGGGGGUUGGCGGGGGAGAUGUUGUGGUUACUGAGUCAUCCGGUGGAUGUUAAGAGUAAGAUGCAGAGUGAUGGGUUUGGCAGGGACCAGAGGUAUAAGGGGUUUAGGGAGGCUGUGAGGAUGACUUGGAGAGGGGAGGGGUUGGGAGGGUUGUUCUUCGGGAUUGGACCCGCGUUGGCGAGGGCGAUGCCCGUUUCGGCGGGGACGUUUUCGGUGUGA